Molecule: messenger RNA, 969 nt
Organism: Ceratosolen solmsi marchali
Lineage: Eukaryota; Metazoa; Arthropoda; Insecta; Hymenoptera; Agaonidae
Gene: Coq5
Product: ubiquinone biosynthesis protein COQ3, mitochondrial
Exons: 5
Coding region: 1-891 (296 amino acids)
Biological process (GO): ubiquinone biosynthetic process
Molecular function (GO): 2-methoxy-6-polyprenyl-1,4-benzoquinol methyltransferase activity
Source: RefSeq, a predicted model, not a curated record
AUGAAUUUAAGAACACCAUUUCAUUUUUUAUUUUCCAAAUAUUAUAAUCUCCUUGAAAUACGUAGUUUUAAUAUUAGUUGUGUUUAUUCUAAUAAGGCAAAUACUACCGCUCAAGAUGAUCGGACAACACAUUUUGGAUUUAAAACAAUUAAACAAUCCGAAAAAACGAAGGAAGUGUAUUCGGUAUUUGAAAAUGUCGCUAAUUCCUAUGAUGCGAUGAACGAUGCUAUGAGUUUUGGGAUACAUCGGAUAUGGAAGGAUAUAUUUAUUGAGAAACUCGAUCCCGAACAAGACUGCAGGCUACUGGAUUGUGCCGGGGGAACCGGUGACAUAGCCUUCCGUUAUCUAAAACAUUUCGAAAAACCACAUGUCGUUAAUAGUCUAAAAAGUCACGUAACUGUUCUUGAUAUCAAUGCAAAUAUGCUGGAUGUGGGACAGGUCAGAGCUAAAAAACAAGGUUUUACGGUAGAAAAUGGUUACGAUAUUUCAUGGGUACAGGGUAAUGCAGAAAACCUUCCUUGUGAUAAUGAAUCUUAUACAGCUUAUACGAUUGCAUUUGGAAUUAGAAAUGUCACGGAUAUCGAUAAGGCCUUAUCGGAAGCUUAUCGAAUUUUAAAACCCGGCGGAAGAUUUCUGUGUUUGGAGUUCAGUCAUGUAGAUAAUUUCUUAUUAAGAUGGGUUUACGAUCAGUACUCUUUUCAAAUUAUUCCUGUAUUAGGAACACUCAUUGCUGGUCAAUGGCAACCUUAUCAAUACCUUGUUGAAAGUAUUAGACGCUUUCCUAAGCAAGAGAAAUUCAGGGAGAUGAUUCUCAAUGCUGGAUUUAAGCAAGUCACAUACGAAAAUUUGACUUUUGGAACAGUUGCCAUACAUAAAGGAUACAAAAUCUAACGUUUCCAUUUCAUAAUUAGAGUGUUUUACAAGGAUUACGUAUGCUUCAUAAACUUAUCCACGACGUAUUUAUAUAUA